This is a messenger RNA of Echinococcus granulosus, 2814 nucleotides long. RefSeq names its product putative G-protein coupled receptor. The record is from RefSeq and is a predicted model, not a curated record. Bases 1 to 2814 code for a protein of 937 amino acids. Gene Ontology annotation, cellular component: membrane. The transcript has 12 exons. Gene Ontology annotation, molecular function: G protein-coupled receptor activity. Gene Ontology annotation, biological process: G protein-coupled receptor signaling pathway. NCBI's taxonomy places the organism in Eukaryota, Metazoa, Platyhelminthes, Cestoda, Cyclophyllidea, Taeniidae.
AUGCUCUUAAUCAUUCCUAUAUACUGCAAUAACCGGGAGCUUUCUCGUGCUGAGUCACGACGUCUUCUCUCUCUGAUCGCUAAGACUCUUCACAGUCCGACCUCAGGUUGCCCUGAUUUGUUGAUUUCUGCAGAGUUAGAAGCAAAUCAACUGCCUCCGAAAAAUUAUUCCUACCUCUUGCCGUUUAGGCGGAACUAUGCUGAAUUCCUUUGCACCAUUGUCACGCCCGUAGCAUUGCACAACUCCUACCGGUGGGACAUUGUUCGAGCAGCCUCACUAGCUGAACUCGUAAUCAACUGGUUGUCCUUAAAGGGCCUUAUAUUGGUUGAAGGGGCGACUGGGAAUAUGAAUUUUGAAAACUUCUUGGGGCCUUUGAUGCGAGCUUUCAUGCAGACAUCAUCGUACUAUUCCAGGAGCAGUAGGGGAGGCGGACAAGAGGAUGAAUCCGCGGUGAAUAGUGUGACGAUCUGUAUGGGUAGUGGGCACCUCAUGUACGUGGAAAAAUCAACUCUUAACGUGGAGGGAUUUGCUUCCAGACCGCCAGGCAACCUCUGUGCACUUAUGACAUCGAUACUAGAGGGCUCCAUUCUUAAACCCAUCUCCUCGGCCAUUCAAAUGGUUGGAGUGUGGGCGCCCCUGCACUGCAAUUUCGGUGUCUCUAUGCCCGGAAAAAAGAUACCCCUUCAUCUGAUCAUCCCGGUUCCGCAUACAAAAUCUGCGAGUCUGGUUUUUGAAUUCGACCUCCGCAACCUAGCCCUUGAUCUCUGUGCUGUUGGACUUGACUAUUGCCGCCACAGUACAACGCAGUGCGUCUACCGCCAAUACCAGGAAUGGGCCUUCGAUGUUGCCAAUUACAUCUGUCAAUGCAAACCUGGUUUUUACACAGAUCGGCCGGAAAAUGGCUACCCGGCGGAGCUGUAUAUGCAAGAGACGCAGAAGAACAGUGCCAGUGGUGCCAUUGGUGGCGAGGCGAAGGGCCUAUGGGACCGCAUGAGCUGCAAGGUUUGUCCACCCGACUGUCCCAACUGCACCUCAAGCGUGCCCUGUGGCGUAGAGUACAAUAUGCACCUCCUACGCGGCAUUCCUCUAGCCAUACAGACCUUCUCCAUCACCACCACCCUCCUCCUUGGGGUCCUCACCUUCCGUCUCCGGCGCACUCGGGCAUUCAAAGCAGCUAACUGGAAGUUUUUGGAAAUCUUUCUUCUUGGUGCCGUACUCCUUUACUCUACGAGCAUUGUGAUGUACUUUCGAGCAAGCAGUUCCACAUGUAUUCUCUUGCCGUGGUUUCGGGAGGUCGGCUUUGCCCUCAUGUACGGUGUGCUGAUUGUCAAAUUGUACCGAGUGCUGAUCUGCUUCCAAUCCCGUAAGGCCCAUCGAGUGCACGUACGUGACAAGGACCUCUUCAAGUACCUCGGGUGCUUUGUGGCUAUCGUCAUCGGUUACAUGCUAGCAUGGACGGCGGUCACCCUGGAUUAUACACGAUUUCGCAACCUCGUAGGUGUUUCCACCGUGCCCGCCGCCUCUACCAUGUUCACGGUUCAGCAGCCCAUGGUCGAUGACAUUUUGGUGAAGGGUCGCAUCCAGAUGAUGGUUCAGCGACCUACACCGUCUCCACCACUGCCACCUCCACCCCAGUCACCCUCAUCCACCCACAACGCUACCUCCGGCUGUGUCUCCUGCUCCACUUUCGUGCUCCUCUCCAACAACACUGUGACGAAUCUGACCUCAAUUAGGCAGGAUGGAGAGGAGCUAGCGAUGGCGGAGAUGGCACAAGUGGGGGCAGAGUGGCAGAAAGGGGGAAUAAAAAAGAGUAUGAAAGAUUCGGCUCCCAGCGUGCACUACCAAUACUUUCGUGUAUGCCGUGCCAUGUCCUGGGACAUUUUUGUGCAACUCGGUGAAAUGGCGAUUCUUUUGGCCGGCGUGCAUUACUGUCGUCUUAUUUGGUCUGCGCCCUCAGAAUACAAUGAAAACCGGUGUAUAACAAUCGUUUUCUUAACUGAACUUAUUGGCUCUGGGACCCUUUACCUUACUCGGCACUUCAUUUGGUACUCCACACACCCGGACGUCAUAUACCUUAUUUACUUCAUAAGAUGCCAUCUAACGGUCACCGUGAAUAUUGCGAUUAUUUUCGCCCCUAAGUUUUGGUACAUCCACAGGCCGCCCUCGCCACAGGUAGUAGGCAUGGUGGUGGGUGUGAGCGGGGGUCGGCGGGGCAUGGUGGGUGCCGUUCCGGGAGCGUCGGCAGCGCCUCACUUAGUUCCCUCCAACAACAAACUCCGUCUCGCCUCCAACGGCGAACUUGACCUUGCUGACGUCAAUCUUGCCGACAUGGAUCCCGAGGUGAUUCGGCGAGAACUGAAGCGCCUUUAUACGGCCAUUGAGAUCUACAAGACCAAGGCAAUGCGUCGUGACAAUCCGCACAUCAGCAAACGACGCGGUGGACGCAAGCAGCGCCGAUUUUCCCUUCAGCCUUUUCAUAAGAAACAUCACGGCGGUGGUAUGGGCGAUUAUGGAUCGGGUUACCAGGGCGACGUUAGCACCAUAAGUAACAUUGGCGGUGGUGAGCGGAGCGUUAUGCGUUCAGGGACGGGCGGUGGAAAAAGCGCUCCAUUAGGCACCUCGAUGGUAGAUGAGGAGACAUCACGAGUGUCCGAGGAUUCCAUCACCAGCCUCGUGGACGCUACGGACCAGCGCUUCGCCUCGCAGUUGGGCGCCGGCGGACGCAAUCGAUCGAAGACUCAGUCCUCCCCGCACGAGUACGGGUGCAGGCAGGAGAUAACGGGCUGCGUCAGUGGAGGGGCCAAUGAUGGAUAA